This is a messenger RNA of Rhizophagus irregularis DAOM 181602=DAOM 197198, 591 nucleotides long. NCBI's taxonomy places the organism in Eukaryota, Fungi, Glomeromycota, Glomeromycetes, Glomerales, Glomeraceae. The record is from RefSeq and is a predicted model, not a curated record.
AUGCUUAACUUUUCAGAUUAUUGUAGUGGUAAUAUUAAUAUGUCAAGCACUAUUCCACUCAUAACUACAUCAGAAUUUUCCUAUUCCGCUUGUCAAAAAAUAUUCAAGAAGCAAAGCGGACUUUCACGGCAUUUGACUAUUGUGAAAAAAUAUAACAUUCCGCGAAAUAAUUUAGAUAAUUUGUCAGAAACAAAUAAUAAAAAUUUUAAAAAUAUCCUGGUUUAUUUAAUUCAUUGCAAACUUCCAAAUGGGUUCAAAAAGGGAGGUCGCCAAUUAGUAUCUCUUGCUUGUACUGAGCAUCAGUUUUUUGAUAUUUUCAAAGGAUAUAUUCACCAUCAUAGCAAUAAAAAUAUUUACAAAUGUAUUUUCCGAGGCACUAUUGGAUAUCAAACAUUAAGUGAAAUCUUGAAUAAUCCAUUAUGGGCUAUUGCGGCCAAUUGUGCUGAAGGUAUAACCACUAAAAGGCGCAAAUCAAAAUAUAAUCCUGGAGAAGUUACUAUUGAAUGGAAGAUUAAAGCUAAAAAGGAUGCAAAAGAAAAUUAUUGUGAAGCGGGUUUUAUAUAUAUGCAUUUUUGGGUAAAACAAAUUUAA